AUGGCGACCGAGCACGGAACGAUGCCGGUCAAUGGCACCUUCGGGUCCCAUCAGACGCAGGGUUAUGGCGCCUCAGAGCACAACUAUGGCGCCCACAACACCAACAAUGUUACCUCCGCCAACGCAGGUUAUGGUGCUGGUGCCGCUACAGCAAACGCACAGCAGUCCAGCGAGCAACCGCACGCUGAGGUUCCCAAGGACGAGGUUGGAUGGUACUUCGUUGAGUCCUACUAUACCACUCUCAGCAGACAGCCCGAGAAGCUAUACUUGUUUUACAACAAACGCUCGCAGUUCGUCUCCGGUGACGAGGAAACCAAGCUGCCAGUCUGCAUAGGUCAGAAGGCGAUCAACGAGCGCAUCCGCGAACUUGAUUUCCAAGAUUGCAAGGUGCGCGUCACGAACGUCGAUUCUCAGGGUUCUGACUCUAGCAUCGUCAUCCAAGUGAUUGGUGAGAUGUCCAACAAGUCCCAACCCCGUCGAAAGUUCGUUCAAACCUUUGUCCUUGCCGAGCAGACCAACGGAUACUUCGUUCUGAACGACAUCUUCCGGUAUCUUAAGGAAGACGAGGAGGAGCUCGUUGAGGGUGAAGAGACACAACCAGAGCAGCCUGCAGCCACUGCCGACAUCGAAGAACCAGCACCACCUGCCGAAGACCCUACACCAAAGACCCUUACGAGCUCGGAGGACACUGCUGCUCAGGGAUACGACGCGGAACAAGUCGACAAGGAGCUCGAAGAGGUCAUUCGGCAGGAUGAGACCGCCGAGAAGGAGACCUCACCGCCCCCAGCUGCAGUAAUCAACGGCACUCCUGUUCCCGAGACCGACAUUGAUGAAGCCGAGGAGGCACCAGUUGCUGCAACCACUGCCGAGGAAUCCCAAGAGGAUGCGCCAAGCACCGCUGAAGCCGCCGAAGCUAGCCCUAAGCCGUCACCGGUCGCUGAACCAGCCAAACCCGCGCCUGCCCCGCCAGCAGCUCAAGCUCCGCCUCCAAAGCCCGCUGCGCCGAAGACGUGGGCAAGUCUUGCCGCGUCUGCAAACCGUCCCAAGGCAGCUCCUCCUGCCCCUGCCCCGGCCCCCGCUCAAGCGUCCGCACCGAGUGUAUCGGCUUCGGAGACACCGGCCACUCCUACAGCUCCUGCGCGCGAAACAUCACCAGCGACCAGUCAAGGGGACUCAUCGUCUGGCUGGCAAGCUGUCGGUGGAGACAACAAGCGCCAAUCACGAGCUCAGGCGCAAUCAACUGUUACCGAGCAGCCGAACACCCGCGCGUAUAUCAAGAAUGUGCACGAAGGCAUCGAAGGAGAAGCCUUGAGAUCUGCGCUUACUAAGUACGGCGAGCUCCGCUAUCUCGACAUUUCUCGACAGAGGAGCUGUGCGUUUGUCGACUUUGCUACCCCUGCGGGUUAUGAGGCCGCCAUCGCCGCAAACCCGCUUGUUGUUGGGAGUGACCAGCUUAUCGUCGAAGAGCGGCGCAUGCGUCCCGGCCAGUACGAGCCAUUCCGCGGGCGACCUGGUGGACCUCGUGGUCGCGGCGAUGGUCGCGGCGGCCAAGGCCGUGGCGGCUUCAAGCAGGACGGUCCUCGCGGUGGCUUUCCGCCCCGUGGCCGUGGCAAUGUCACUCCUCGCGGUCGUGGCGGUCCUCAGGCUGCAUAG
This is a messenger RNA of Coniosporium apollinis CBS 100218, 1653 nucleotides long. RefSeq lists its product as uncharacterized. Lineage: Eukaryota; Fungi; Ascomycota; Dothideomycetes. Bases 1 to 1653 code for a protein of 550 amino acids. The transcript has 6 exons. Gene Ontology annotation, biological process: ribophagy; protein deubiquitination. The record is from RefSeq and is a predicted model, not a curated record. Gene Ontology annotation, cellular component: cytosol; Ubp3-Bre5 deubiquitination complex; ribonucleoprotein complex. Gene Ontology annotation, molecular function: mRNA binding.